This is a messenger RNA of Myzus persicae (green peach aphid), 3474 nucleotides long. RefSeq names its product unc-112-related protein-like. Bases 436 to 2520 code for a protein of 694 amino acids. The transcript has 10 exons. Gene Ontology annotation, biological process: integrin-mediated signaling pathway; cell-matrix adhesion. Gene Ontology annotation, molecular function: integrin binding. Lineage: Eukaryota; Metazoa; Arthropoda; Insecta; Hemiptera; Aphididae. Gene Ontology annotation, cellular component: cell-substrate junction; cytoskeleton. The record is from RefSeq and is a predicted model, not a curated record.
ACCACGACUACGACCGCCGCCGACCAGGAUUACUCGGCUAGUGCUCAGUACGCAAACGGCCGCCGCCGCAGAUUGUCGUGUUUGUCGUGUCGAACGACGUUCGCACCGUGUCUGCUCCUCAUUUGCGUACACGAUAUAAAUAAUAAUAUUUUUCGAAAAACUCGCGAUUCGGAAUUUUUUUUUUUGCUCGCUACCACAUACCAUUCCCAAACCGACGCAGACGAUUUUCGACCAUGCGGCCGAUCUCCCGCCGUUGACCGCGGCGCGACUGAACUUUACCGCCCCCCACAACCAACCCCUCCAAGAUCCGUAUACCAUUUACCUCAAUCGCACCGUUUUGAAAAUAUCAUAGUAUAAUAUUAUUAUAUUCGAUUCCUGUUCGUUUUUUAGUAUUUUCGAUUUUAAAUUCGCGCACAUCACACGGCCAACGAAAAGAUGACCGCCACCAACGGAUUCAUCAUCGGCGAUGGUUCUUGGAAUCUGCAGAUCUACGUGUCCGAUCUGCAGGUGGAACGGACGCUGCGGGUUAAGGGCGAUCUCCACAUCGGAGGGGUCAUGCUCAGACUCGUCGAAGAUUUGGAUAUAGCCAUGGACUGGUCGGAUCACGCUCUCUGGUGGCCAAACCGUAACUCGUGGCUCACCAGGACCCGAUCGACGCUGGAUCAGUACGGAGUGCAAGCUGACGCUAAGCUGCAAUUCACCAGAAUGCACAAAACUGCACGCAUCCAGCUGCCCGACCUCCGGUACGUGGACAUGCGCGUGGACUUCUCAAUAAAAACAUUCAACGCCGUCAUACAGAUAUGCAAAGAGCUAAAUAUCAGACACCCAGAAGAAUUGUCUCUGAGCAAGCCCCUGGAAGCGUAUCACCUGAAGCACAACAUGAAGGAAAUGCAAUACAACGGCGGUCAAACGCCAUCGGCCGACACCAACUCGUUCGCUGUCAACAGCCACAGCCCGUCCGGCUCCACCGGAAGUCUGGACAUGACGUCUUCGCCGUUCAUAUGCGCUCCACUGAAACACCACUCUACGCCGAUCAGUUCGCCUUCGUCUCAAAAUGGCACCUGGAAGAAAGGAUACAGCAAACCGGAAAUGAACGGCAACGUAACGUCACUGGAAAUGUUGAACGGGUCCCUCGAUACGUCUUUGGCCAAUAGCCCACUUUCGCUGAAUCAAGAGGUGCGAAGCAAGGUCUUGAAACCAAAAUCGCUGGUCGAAAAAGCCAGAAUGAACGUGGCGUGGUUGGAUUCGUCGCUGUCGAUAAUGGAACAAGGCGUCAGGGAAUAUGACUUAUUGAAAUUGCGGUUCAAAUUUUAUUCUUUCUAUGAUUUGAAUCCCAGGCUAGAUUCUAUUCGUAUAAACCAAAUAUACGAACAAGCCAAAUGGAGUUUGUUGAGCGGUGAAAUCGAUUGUACCGAAGAGGAAGCUUUAAUGUUUGCCGCGCUACAAGUUCAAAUAAAUCUAAAAGCUAGUGUACCACAACCGCUUUUGGAGACAACAGGUGGAGAUGAUGAUAUCGAUGCUGCUCUGUCAGAUCUUCAAAUUACGCUUGAAGGGUUUCAGCCACAGAGCAAUGUCAACAAUUUGGCUCAUGCGCCAGAGUUGUCUGAUUACUUGAGAUUUUUGAAGCCAAAAAAAUUCACGCUGAAAGCGUUUAAACGGUAUUGGUUUACAUGCCGAGAUUUGCAUUUGAGAAUGUACAAAACGGCGGAAGACGCAGAAGUCGGCGCACUGCCCGUGCACAGUGUCAGUCUCAAGGGAUGUGAGGUGACACCGGACGUGAAUAUUUCACAGAAUAAAUUCGGUAUAAAGCUGGAAGUGCCCAGUUCAGAUGGCAUGACCGAAAUGUGUAUUCGAUGCGAGAGCGAAGAGCAGUACGCCAGAUGGAUGGCUGCUUGUAGACUGGCAGCCAAAGGACGGCCGUUGUCCGAUCAUUCUUACGAAUCCGAGGUCAAAUCGAUCAAAGCUUUCCUCGAGAUGCAACAUCCAUCGAUCAUCCAGUCACCCAUCAUUAGCCCGUCGAUGUUGGACAUAUCGGUCGAGGACUAUAUACCGCACAGGUUUUCCAGAAAACUCAAGGGAAAGCUGGUCCAGCGCAUACUCGAAGCACACGCCAACCUCAAGGAACUGACUUUGAUGGAGGCCAAGAUGAACUACAUCAAAGCGUGGCAGUCGUUGCCCGAGUUCGGCAUCUCACUGUUCGUCGUCAAGUUCAUGGGCCACAAGAAAGAAGAGCUGCUGGGCAUAGCGUACAAUCGUUUGAUGCGCAUGGACAUCGCGACCGGCGAUCACAUAAAAACAUGGAGAUAUAACACCAUGAAGGCGUGGAACAUCAACUGGGAAGUCAAACACAUGAUGGUGCAGUUCGAAGAGGGCAACAUAAUAUUCGCCUGCCAGUCAGCUGACUGCAAGGUGAUACACGAAUUCAUCGGCGGUUAUAUAUUCUUGUCGAUGCGCUCCAAAGAGGUGAACCAAACCCUGAACGAGGAGCUGUUCCACAAACUGACCGGUGGCUGGUCAUAACGUGUCACAUUUGCAGAACGUGUCGUCGGACGGCGUAGGGCGAGAUGACGACUAUCGUAAUAUUCGUCUCCCUCCUAACCUCAACGAAACAAUCGAACAAACGAGAUAGAUGGAAAUCGAAAAUGAUGUACAUAUUACGCAUAAUAUAUAUAUUUAUUUAUUUCACCCCAAAUUUAGCCGGCUACCGUAAUGUGUAGUGGCAGGUUUUGGGGGGCGAUGUACGUCAAAGAGGAGGUCCGUUUGUUUCCUUGUUUACAUUUUUUUUUUUUUUUUGUAAAUUAUUAUAACAAAGUGCGUUAAUAUGUUGUUUGCCCGUUUAUUGAUAUAACAUGUUUUAAACGAUUAUAUAUUGUUUAUUUUCGUUGCGUAAUAUUAAAAAAAAGUAUUAAAACAUUUAGUAGUAAGAAGUUAAUAUCAUAUUAUAAUAAUAUUAUGUCUAAAAUAACUACUAUACAAUUUUUAGUGUGUAGAAAUAGAGUUAUCAUAUUUUAUGUAAUAUAAUAAUUAUUAUAAAAUUCUAAUAAUAGGUUAAUGUUGUUAUGUAAAAUGUGCGCAGAUGCUGAAGGGUAGUGACGACGCGAAAUAUUUCUUCUGUUCGUAUGGCUUCUGUGUUAUUACUAAUAACUAAUAGUAAUAAUAAUAUUAUUGUUUAAGAAUAACAACAAAUUUACAACAUUCUACAAUAGUCGCUAUAAUAAUAUUAUUAUCUGUGUGUAAAAUAUGUAUUAUCAGAAUAAUGUUGAAUUAUUUUUAUUAAUUUUUAUGAAAAUAAUACGACAGACGUAGUUCGAUGUGAUAAUAAUAUUAUACACCAAGUUCGUUUUAUUGUGUAAGGUUAUCAACUUUUAUUUUUAUCACAAUUUUAAGUUAAACAUUAACUAACAGGGAUAUUAGGUUAAAGAUGUCUACCUACACAUUUCUGUUUUAUAUUCCUACGACAAAACCAUCGUACAC